This is a messenger RNA of Sphaeramia orbicularis (orbiculate cardinalfish), 8301 nucleotides long. It is a transcript of the gene neurl4, whose product is annotated as neuralized E3 ubiquitin protein ligase 4. The transcript is spliced from 29 exons. Lineage: Eukaryota; Metazoa; Chordata; Actinopteri; Kurtiformes; Apogonidae. Gene Ontology annotation, molecular function: ubiquitin protein ligase activity. The coding region runs from base 1 to 4863 and encodes 1620 amino acids. The record is from RefSeq and is a predicted model, not a curated record.
AUGGCGGCGGAGCUGCAUCCGCGGAGCGGAAAGCUGAUCGGCCUGUCCAACUCGAACCGAACCGCCCGGCGCAACCAGCCAGUCCAGGAGUUCAACCAUGGCCUGGUGCUUAGCAAGGAGCCGCUGAGGGACCGGGAUGUCUUCACUGUCCGCAUCGACAAGAAGGUGAACUCGUGGAGCGGUUCCAUCGAGAUCGGCGUGACGGCCCUGGACCCCGCGGCGCUGGACUUCCCCAGCAGCGCCACAGGCCUUAAAGGCGGCUCCUGGAUUGUGUCGGGCUGCUCGGUGCUCCGGGACGGGCGCUCGGUCCUGGAGGAGUACGGACGCGACCUGGACCAGCUGGCGGAAGGCGACCGGGUGGGCAUCCAGCGCAGCUCCAGGGGGGAGCUCCACCUCUGGGUCAACGGCCAGGACUGUGGCGCGGCGGCCAGCGGUCUGCCGCCGAAGCUCUGGGCCGUGGUCGACCUGUACGGAAAGUGCACUCAAGUGACGGUGGUGAGCUGCGAGCCGCCGCCAGCCUCCACUGAAAGAGACACUGUAGAACGGGAUGAGGAGGAGGAAGAGGAGGAGGAGGAAGAGGAAGAGGAGGAGGAAGAGGAGGUGGUGGUGUGCGGCGGUCGGGACGACACAGGAAUCGCAGCGCUCAUGAAUGUGGCAGCAAUGAAUGGAAUGAUGAACGGAGAUGAAGUGCCUGAGCUCAGCUGCAGCCACAGCAGACCCGACAAGUUCCCCAACAACCUGGAGACCGACACAGUACUGACGGAGCACCAGCUCUUCGACGUGUUCAACAAUGCCAUAGUAUCUUUUUAUCGCUCUGAGGAUGAGGGCGGAGGGGAGGAUGGAGGAGGUGGAGGAGGAGAGGGAGGUGGUGGUGGCGGCGGCAGAGGUGGUACAGGAGGAGGCAACGCUGGACCUGAGUCCUCCUCCAGAAACGACAGAGGCAGCAGCAGUGGAGGAGGAGGUGCGGUGAGCAGCGAUGGGGGGUCGACAGGAGGAGGGGGCGGAGGACCAGGUGGUGGAGGGGGCGGGGACAGUAGCAGUACUAAUAACAGCCCCGCGGGGAACGGAGGGCUGGGGCCUGGAGCCAUGACUGGAGCAAUGACCACCAAUGAUGCGCUGCUGUUCCACGAGAAAUGUGGAACGCUGAUCAAACUGAGCAACAACAACAAGACGGCAGAGCGGCGGAGACCCCUGGACGAGUUCAACAACGGCGUGGUGAUGACGAACCGGCCGCUACGACACAACGAGAUGUUCGAGAUUCGUAUCGAUAAGCUGGUGGACAAAUGGUCUGGGUCCAUAGAGAUCGGAGUGACGACACACAACCCUAACAAUCUGGACUAUCCUGCAACGAUGACCAAUCUGCGCUCAGGUACAAUCAUGAUGAGUGGCUGUGGGAUACUGACCAAUGGGAAAGGAACCCGAAGGGAAUACUGUGAAUUCAGCCUCGACGAACUUCAGGAAGGAGAUCACAUCGGGUUGAUGCGUAAAGCAAGUGGAGCGCUACAUUUCUACAUCAAUGGCAUUGACCAAGGGGUGGCAGCAGCGCAGACUCCUGGUGUGGUCUACGGCGUGGUCGACCUCUACGGUAUGGCCGUCAAAGUCACCAUCGUCCACAACCACAACCACAGCGACCGCCUCCGACGCAACAACGCCAUCAUGAGGGCACUGUCUCCUGACGUGGGCCGGCCCAGACCGGCGCUGUCCCUCACGCCGGACCCGGACGGACCCGACCGCCUGCUCUUCCACCCAAACUGUGGACAGAAAGCCGCCAUCAUCAGCGACGGCAGGACGGCGUUGCGACCACAUGCGACCGAUGACUUUAACCAUGGCGUGGUCCUGAGCAGUCGACCGCUGCGCUCCAACGAGGUGUUCCAGGUCCGCAUCGACAAAAUGGUCGACAAGUGGGCGGGAUCCAUUGAAAUCGGAGUCACAACACACAACCCCGCCUACCUGCAGCUGCCCUCCACCAUGACCAACCUGCGCUCAGGGACGUGGAUGAUGACAGGGAACGGGGUGAUGCACAACGGGACGACGAUACUGGACGAGUAUGGACACAACCUGGACAGACUCAAAGCGGGUGAUACAGUGGGCGUUGUGCGGAAAGAAGAUGGCAGCCUCCACUUCUUUGUGAACGGCGUGGCUCAGGGCCCGGCGGCGUGGAAUGUCCCCCCCAGUGUGUACGCCGUGGUCGACCUCUAUGGCCAGGCGGCUCAGGCCACCAUCAUGGACGACAUGGUCGACCUUCCUCCUCUCCCUGAGGACAGCUCUGAGGGCCCCACGGCCAUGUCCCCCGGCAGCCCCUGCUCCAUCACUGGGGCCACCUCCACCAACGACCUGCGCUUCCACCACCUGCACGGCACCAACGCCGUCAUCACCAACGGGGGGCGCACCGCUCUGCGCCAGAACAGCCGCAGCGAGUUCAACGACGCCAUCGUCAUUUCCAACAGGUGCCUUCGAGACGGAGAACUUUUUGAGAUUGUUAUUCAGAAGAUGGUGGACCGCUGGUCGGGUUCAAUAGAAGCAGGGGUGACGGCCAUCAGACCAGAGGAGCUGGAGUUUCCCAACACUAUGACUGACAUCGACUAUGACACUUGGAUGCUCAGUGGGACGGCCAUCAUGCAGGACGGGAACACGAUGCGCAACAACUACGGCUGCGACCUGGACUCUCUGACCACGGGGUCUCGGAUCGGCAUGAUGCGCUCGGCCACCGGAGACCUCCACUAUUACAUCAACGGAGUGGAUCAGGGGGUUGCGUGUUCUGGUCUCCCCCCGGAGGUGUACGCCGUCAUCGACCUGUAUGGACAGUGUGUUCAGGUGUCCAUCACCAGCUCCUCAGGACCGUUGGACAACAGCCUCUGUACGAGCAACAUCACCGAGAAGAGCUUCCCCAUCCAGUCUCCAGGUACACACAAAGUAGCAGGUGUCGCCCAUCGCCUCCACAGUAAACAUGGGAAGAAUGUGGUGCUGCUUGGUGAAGGUUGGCAGGCCGUCAGGGUCGGAGGUUACUCCCAUGGAAUCGUGUUCAGCGGCAAAGAGCUGAAAGCAGACGAGCUGUUUGAGGUGCGCAUCGACGUGGUGGACGAGCAGUGGUGCGGUUCGCUGCACAUUGGCCUGACCACGCUGGCGCCGCCAGAGCUGCCGUCCUGCCCGCUCUCCGGCCUCUCCCCCUCCCUCCCCCAGCUUCGCACCAAGGUCACCUGGCUGCUGAGCGGCUCCGAAGUCCGUCGGAACGGCGUCCUGCAGCGGCAGAACUACGGCUGUUCAUUGGACCGGCUCACGGUUGGGAACAGAGUGGGUGUGAAGCGCUGCAGCGACGACACCAUGCACAUCUUUAUUGAUGGAGAAGACAUGGGACCUGCUGCAACGGCAGUGGCAAAGAACGUUUACGCUGUGUUGGACCUGUACGGGAGGAUCACGGCCGUGUCCAUCGUCAGCUCGUCUUUGAUGGAGGACACCGAGAGCGUCAAGGCUCCGUCUCUGUCCUCCGACAGCUGCAGCGAAGGAGAGGACGAUCCCAGCCCUGUCCGAGAGGUGGAGACAGAACCAUGUGCUCCGGUUCCCACCGCCAUGGCCUUCCUGGAGAACCACGGAAAGAACAUCCAGCUGUCCAAUCAGAACCUGACGGCAGCCAGGGUGUCCAGUUACAACCAGGGUUUACUGGUCACCGCCCAGCCCCUGGCCCGACAGCAGCUGUACCAGUUUCAGAUCGACCGUCUGAACCCGUCGUGGACGUCGUCGCUGUCGUUAGGGGUGAUAGGCCACGGCCCCGACCGGCUGAACUUCCCGUCGACGGCGUGCUGUCUGAAGCGGUCCACCUGGCUGCUGCAGAGGGACUCAGUCUUCCACAACUCCCUGAAGAUUUGUGAGAAUUACGGUCCGAACCUGGACACGUGUCCGGAGGGGACGGUGUUGGGUCUGCUGGUGGAUGCCAACAGCUGCCUCCACCUGUACGUGAAUGGCAUGGACCAGGGGGUGGCUGCGCAGGACAUCCCCUCGCCGUGUUAUCCCAUCAUUGACCUCUACGGCCAGUGUGAACAGGUUACCAUAGUAGCGAACAACGUGCCGGCUGUGGGCGGGGAGAGUGGAGAGACGCGCUGUCAGGGCGACAUGGAGAAGGCGGACAUGGUUGACGGAAUUAAAGAGAGUGUGUGCUGGACGCCGCCUCCAGAGGUCAACCCCAACAAGACCUGUGAAUACCAGGCACUGUGUUCACGCUUCAAGGACCUGCUCACGUUACCGGACGGAUACUUCAGUGAAGAUGUGAAAUACAACCUGUGUUACUGCGAGUCCUGCCAUAAGCUCCGAGGUGACGAGGCCUAUUAUAAGCGAGGGGAACCGCCGCGGGACUACGCCCUGCCGUUCGGAUGGUGUCGCUUCGCCCUCAGGAUCAAGCCCCACUGUGAGGUUUCCAAUGCACUGAAGAAGUGGCACAUCGCCUACCACGGCACCAGCGUCGGAUCCCUGAGGCGAACACUGGACCACAACCAGCUGCUUCCUGGGACAUCGUCCGUCUUCUCAGUGUCUCCCCUGAAGGCCGAGGGACCCAACGGAUACAGUGAACCGGAGGAGAACAGCGCCCCCGGCAGGGAGGUCCCCAGGGUGCGGCUGUCACCCACCAUGCGCUACUCCGGCCUGGAGACCUUCGCCCCCAAAGUGCAAUUUCGAGACCCCCGUUCUCAUCGCUGCCACCAGGCCCAGGUGGGCUUCCAGGUCUGUGUACGUCCGGGCUCCUAUAAGGUGGGACCCCAGACCCUGGGCCCCAGCGAGACUCUGGACCCUCGCUUCAGCAACUCGGAGAUCGAGUGGAUCACCAAGGAGCAGGGGGGGACGCUGCUGUACGGGCUGCUGAUCCGGGUCGAGUGACGCCGACCGGGGGCAGGGGGUGGGGUGGGGGGGACACCCUUUUACUGAACAAACUCAACCAAAUCCAACCCCUGCCUUGAGCGACAGACUCCUCUGGAUCAGCUGAUCCCACUGUGGAUUGUCGAGCAUUAAUCUUCUUGUUGUUUUGGUUCUUUUUUGUCGUUUGCUCUCAGACUCUGAUCGGGCGAAGCUCCGGCAGUUUCAAAGAAGAACAGACAAACAGACACUGCCUGCACUUUAUGUUUUGGACACUCGUGGGCGAUUUUUAACCUUCUAAUCGACACGACACGUUUGUUCAUUAGCUACAGUUUUUGGGUUUUUUGUCUCCAGCUUCUUUUCUGGACCUUUUUGGCAUUUCUUAUUUUAACACUUCUCACCUCGGCUUUUUGUUUUGUUUUUGUUUUUAGGAGGGGGGGUAACUUUUGUUCCACCCCCUGCCAACCUGCACGUUAGCUCACUGAUAAAGACUGAAACGCGGGUCAAAAAAAAAAAAAAGUGGUAAUGUUUUCACAAAACUAUAAAGACACUUGAAGAAUGAAUCCCAGAGUGUCUUGUGAUCGUAAAACUGGAGGAAGAGAAAUGUUUACACAUGUUCCACUGUUUGUCCUGUUGGUGUCACCGCUUCCACAUCGUCAGUCCUGUUGGCAUUUUUGUUCAGCCGACGUCUGAUCCAAAAGAAUAACACUCAGCAAGAUGAAGCUGGAACCAUUUACAAACACGCACCUUUUCGUUCAUUUCCCACCACAAAUGGGAUGUUUCGGAUAUGUUCUGUUCUCCUUGUGGGUUGUUGAUCCACCUCCUGCUUCUGGUUGAGCAUUUACAGCGUCAGGUUUUUUUAAGUGGGAUUGUACGAGGUUUUUAUCUAUUGUUACCGUUUCAACACUUGAUUUAAUCAUGGGUGAAAAUGAGGCUUCUUUCAGUUUGACUUUAAUCCUAUCAGUAUUUAUAAUUAUUUAUAAGAUUUACAGGAAAUGGAUUUAGUUGCAACAAAAAAUGAUUCAUGUUUAUUUUUUAAUCAGUGAAAUCAACCUCCUGAGCUACUUAGCAGCAAGAUAGACUUUGGUUUUAGUAAUAAAAUAUGAUCCAUUUGUUUUACAUCAAAUGUUAGCCCACAAUAACCGGUGAAUAAAUUUAGCUCCAGUUGGCUAGCAACACAACAGCCGCUAACAGUAGCUUGCUGUUUAAAUUUAGCAAAUGUUAGCUUUGGUUGAAAAUAAGCAAACAUGUUUUUGAGCCAACUAUUGGUUUUAGUAUUUCCAAAAAACAUUUUUUUGGUAUUGAGAAAUGUUUUUUUCCCCAGUCACAUCAGCUAACAUUAAACAAUGGGCUAAAUUUACCUAAAGUAGUGAAGUAACAGCAGAUAGUACGUUCACUUUGGCUGAUGUUAGUUAAGGAUGUAAUGCGCUGGCUAAUAUUUGCUAGCACGUUAAAUUUAGCUGACGUUAGCUAAAGAUGUACAAGAAACAAACAUUAUGUAGUGAGUUAAUCUUUGGAUUUAGCUGUAACAAUUCUUUUUUUUUUUUUUUUAAAGUCCAAUCAUUAGCUAACCAGCUACAUUUAAUUUUAUGAUGAACCAUACCUGGUGACAAAACCUAAAAGCAGCUGAUGUUAGCUAGGGAGUUAAAAAUGUUACUUUUGGUUUUAGUCGGAACAGAAUGUAUUUGAUGAAAAGGAAUCAUGUUUUUAGACAAACUGUUUUGAGGGAAAGUUUACAUUAAAAUAUCAAGAGUUGAGACUUUUGAAUGGUGUUACUGUCCAGAGUUUUACUUAAGGAAAACGUGACUAAUGUUUCAUUAGUGCCACAUAUUUGACUUUAAACUUUUACAUCAGAUGUUUCUACUGAUACUAAAUUUGCUUGUGUUGAACUGCAUCUGACGAUCCACCUCCAAAAACAAAACUGUAUCUGUUCAAGUGUCUAAACUACAGUUCUGUCCUCAGUUUUCCAACUGACUGUGGAUCAGUGCCUCAUAAUCCCACUUAAAUAACCCAGACCGUCUUUUCCAGUGUUCUUCCCCAUACACUCGUGUCUCCUCCGUCGUUUACGGUCCAUCCGUCAGUUUGUCGCCUGGCGCCGGCGUUUACAUGUGAAUGUUCUUUACUUAGGGCUCUGCUCUUUUACUUUGGACGGACGUCAUCGGUUUACAUCGACCACCUUUAUACAAAAGCUUUUAUUUCAUCCAAAAACAUCCACAGUGAUUGAUUGUACAUGAACAGCUUUCCAAAGCUUUUUUUUUUGUUUUUUCUUGUUGAUCCUGUUGCCAAUCUGACAAACCCACAACCGUAAAGGAAACCCCCACAUUUUUCAACCGCUGUGAUCAAACCGACUUGCGGUUUGGCGAAGGAAAACUUCCAAUCAAAAAAUGUGAAAAAUAAACUCUCAAUGGGUUAUUUACAGCCCAGUGCUGCUUUGUACUAUUUAAUUUGUACUGUUUGUUUUUUUUUUCUUUCUGUAUGUUGCAUUGUACAGGCUGUUACAUAACAAAUCAUAUCGUCCUGAUUUAUAAAAAAUACAAAUAAACUGACAGACAGUAUGCACAGAAGGACGGCUGACAUUUGGCUUUUUUCAAGUGGUUUCAGAUUUUAUUUAAAGUAGGAAAAAAGUCCGGUCACUGACAUGUUAUUGCAGUGUUGCAUACUUCCUCAGUCACACCUCAAAACGCUGUAGACUAAUAUUUACUUAUUAAGGCCAAUAGUGGGUGUUUUCAGAGUUUGUAUAGAAAUAUCGGCUCCGUCCUGCCAUUUAACAGUAAACACAUGAAUGAACUCAGAAAUGCAGUGGCGAACAAAGAGUUACAUGAACGACUGUUGGACGAAACAGAAAUCUGCUGGAUGAUCUUUUUUUUUUGUUGCAUAGUCAGGUUUCGAUAUAAUUUCAUUACUAAGCUUUAAAGCGACGUUUCUGCUUCAGCUUUUAGACCCUGAGUUUCCUCUUUUUGUCUUUUUCUAACAUCUGGAUUCUAAUUGUUUGUUUCCCAGUCGAGUGUCAAUUAAACUGAAUCUGGGCCACGUUUUGGUUCAACAUCAUCAUCUAAAAAGGUCUGACUUAUCUGAAUAAAUGUCCAAAAUUAACAUGGUGUAAGCUACAAACUGAAAACCAAAGUGCAGAUGGUCAAGGAGUUUGUUUUUACGGGGUCGUAUUUAAAGCAGCAUCGUGUUCAUGUCAACACAAAUCAAGUGUUUUUCAAAGAGACUCAGUUAACGACGGUACAUUGCGACGUUUUAGGUGAAACUUUUUCUUUUAACGAUGUAGGGAAGGACGACGAUGGUUCUGAAGGAAAAAAAAACUCAAUUUACAAGAUAAAUGUCAAAUUAAAAAGAAAUUAGUUAUUUACUUUGUAAAUGUAUGACUAGUCUCAGAAUCAGUUUUUUCUCCUUAAUUUUUACAUUUUGUUUCAUUAAUUUUCACAGUGUUUCUUAGAAAUUUAUGAUAUACUUUUU